Messenger RNA from Macrobrachium nipponense, 2621 nucleotides. RefSeq names its product hormone-sensitive lipase-like. Gene Ontology annotation, biological process: cholesterol metabolic process; triglyceride catabolic process. The record is from RefSeq and is a predicted model, not a curated record. Gene Ontology annotation, cellular component: cytosol. Gene Ontology annotation, molecular function: sterol ester esterase activity; triacylglycerol lipase activity. NCBI's taxonomy places the organism in Eukaryota, Metazoa, Arthropoda, Malacostraca, Decapoda, Palaemonidae.
GCAGUUUGUAAACAAUCAUGGCAGACGACGUAGGUCCGUUCGAGCCUUCUCGGACGACUUUGAUAGCGUCUACAGAACCUAGUCAAUCGAUUUUCCAAACAGUGUUGCAUUUGGUUGAAGACAAUACUCAACAUUUCAAAAAUGAUGACUCCGAGUACGGUCAACGGUUGUACAGUGGAUUUCUCGUCCUUAAAGAAAACAUGGAUCGCGUUAUGUCGAUGUCGGAGAGGGUGAGAAAGGAAGUCCACCAGUUCGACUUUGACAAAGACAACCCAGGGAAUGGCUUUAGAAGUUUCAAUAAUAUUGUUGAUCAGGCAAUCGUGAGUGUGUUUGAGCUGUGCAAACAGGUUUCCACAAGUAGAGGCUCAUUACUCUUCCGGAAAGGACACUUCGUCAGGGAAGUUGAGGCAUGGAGUCAAACUAUGGUGUCCCUCGUCACACUGCUAGAAUAUAUUGAUACUGUCCUCUUACCUCGAUGUGAAGAUGGUAGCCUCCUGGCAGAUUUCAGCAGCUCUCCCAAUGAACUUAUGGAGAUGCUUAACACGAUCCCCCAGUAUUCCUUUUAUGGACGUUGCUUAGGAUUUCAUUACUAUCCAUCCCUACGAAAGACCUUGAAGUAUCUCAACAUUUGCCUUAGUGCAUUCAGUGAGAUAUACUAUGCAGAUGGUGGUAGCUUCGUUCAACGUACCAAAAAUACUGUUAUGUCAAGCAGUAAAUAUGUUGUGGAUGCAGAAUUACGAUCUCGAAGGAUUGUGGAUGUGGUUCAGUACUCAUCUGUUGACUUCAUAAAGACAUUUUGGUCUGUUGCUGAAACUGAUAUCAUGACACAGCUUCCAGGAAUUGUUGGUCCUGCUUUAGCUGUAACACAAGUAGUGAUUGUACCCUGUGAAGAACAACAGGUUGUUAAGAUGGAUGGUACUGCAACAGUUGUUAUACCAGCACCCCACUCACAUUUUGAAGCUCGUCCCAUAACUUGCUAUCUGCUGUCAGCUCAGUUACGGGAAGGAAUGGUAGGCUUAAAGCCUGGCGAGAAAGAGAGUAAAGGUGUGACUAUACAUCCCCCCUCUGAUUAUCUUCUCAUUCAUUGCCAUGGGGGAGGCUUUGUUACACAGUCAACGAAAUCCCAAGAGGUUUUCUUGAGGGAAUGGGCAGUAAGCACAGGUGUGCCAAUGCUAUCCAUAGAUUACUCUCUUGCACCGGAGGCCAGAUAUCCUAGACCUUUAGAAGAAGUCUUAACUGCAUAUUGUUGGGUUCUGAAUAAUUUUAAAGUUUUGGGAACUACUGGAAAAAAGAUAGUCCUGACAGGUGACAGUGCUGGAGGAAAUCUUAUAACUGGGCUCACUGUCAAGUGCAUUGAGCUUGGAAUUCGUCGUGCAGAUGGGCUUUUCCUUGCAUAUACACCAUUUUUGUUUGAUCUCAUUCCAUCUCCAGCAAGGCUUUUAGCUGUUAUGGAUCCAAUGCUUCCCUUGGGUUUUGCCCUCAGAUGUUUAAAAGCUUAUGCUGGCCUCCCAAGUGAAGAGAGCUCUCUUGCAACUACACCAGGGGAUGCUACUUUUCCUGUAUCAAGUGGGGAAACUUCCAAAGCUCCAGCAAUAUCAGAACCCAUGGAUGUAACAACAAGUGAUGUUCCAGCAACAUUAGAUAUCAACAGAAAGAAUGUCCAUGAUAGCCAAAGUGACACCGAAUCAUUUGUUGAGGUCUCGGAGAGUGACGUCAAAGAAGCAGAGGCAUUAGUUAAGAGUCCUUCCUUCAUUUCUGAGCCUGGGUCUGAUACCUUAACUACAGUAUCACUUACUUCAGAAGCAUCCAAAUUAGAAGAUUCGUCCGCUAAGAAGGGAAGUGGAAGUAACAGUCAAAAGUCGGAGGAAAAAGAAGAGCGUUCUCGUAGAUAUGUAACUGAAUUUCUUGAAAAAUAUGUUUUAGAUUCCCGAACCGAUAAACAGGGCCGCAAGGUACCCAUUCUUCGUACUGGAAGUGAAGAGAGUGAGCAGGAGGAUGAGACAGUACUGUUUGAAGCUCCAAGUGUGAGUGCAGGAAUAACAGCAAAGUUAGGAAAAGCUAAAGAUGCAGUUGUUAGUGGUAUAUCUGCUGGUCUCACAUCAAUUGGAUUUAAAAGAAAGGAAAUUGAUGCAUCACCAACAUCCCCAACUCAACCAGAACCUGAACAGCUAGUUAGAAAAAGGCCAUCGAUGGCUGAGAUUUUCUUGUCCCCAUCUAACAUGCGAAGAGGAAGUCGUUGCAGUCUCAGUGAAGAAUUUACUGGUGUGAAGCUGAUUAAUGAUCAUUAUCUUAGCCCUCUUAACGCUCCCAAGGAAGUCCUUGCAAAGUUCCCUCCAUGUGCUCUUUUGGUUGGUACAUUUCACUUUAUGCAGUAAAAACUUAUGUAUGUAAUAAAUUAAGUUAUAUGUUUCAUGCUUCUAGACACCGAAGAUGCAAUUUUUUUUCCAGAAUUGAAUUUAAAAGAUUUACUGUGCAUCCAAGUGGCCAAAAGUCGUUUUACAUAGGUCUUUCCUAAUCCUAGAGAAAGGUUAACUUUUCAUGACAGUGAUCAGAAUUUUUGUAAGUACAUACAGUGGUACUUCGAGAUACGAAAGGCUCAACUUACGAAAAACUCGAGAUAC